AAUACUUACUCACAAAGAGCGCUGUUUGGAAAUGUAAAAAUGAUCUGCUGUAAAACCCUUCCUUUCUUGUCGGAAUCGAUCAUCCUCCGACGGCAAGGAGGUUGAGUUCACCGUGACGAUCUUCUACAUCGGAAUUACGGUUCUCAGAUGGCCAGCCGGUCGACUCGAUCAAGGAGACCACCACCUGCAGGGCAGCCAGAACCACAGUCAAGGGCUAAAUGGACAUCAUCUCUUACCAAGAUACUUGCAGAAUUGAUGGUUGACCAGGUUCAUAAGAAGAAUAAACAAAACCAUUCCUUCAGCAAAAAAGCAUGGAAAUAUAUAUGUGAUGACUUUUAUAUGAAAACGGGUCUUAAAUGGGACAAGGAGCAAUUGAAGAACCGUUAUGCUGUCUUAAGGAAGCAAUAUCUUAUCGUUAAAUCACUUCUUGAUCAAAGUGAUUUCAAAUGGGAUGAGCCCACAGGUGUUAUCAUCGCUAACGAUGAAGCAUGGGACAAUUACAUUAAGGAACAUCCUGAUGCUGAGUCUGUAAGAAGCACGGGGUGCCCAAUUUACAAACAGCUUUGCACAAUAUUUUCAGAACCAGGCGUAAACGGGGUGUAUAAUGGGCUGGCUGAACAAGACGAGGGGACUCCCAAUAAUCCUUGGUCAGAACAUUUUACCACGUUCAAGGAGUCUUCUUCGGAUUCAGAGGAAGACUUCAGUAUGGCAGUUGAGCCAGACAAAUUGCAAUCGACUACCUCUUCAAGAGAUGGUUGUCGAAAGAGGGGUCGCAAAGGGAUUGAUGAUAAUAUUGCAAAUGCUAUAUUGGAAAUGGCAGCUGCAUCAAAGCUAAGGGCAGCUGCUAUACAGAAAUGCAAUGAAAGGUUCUCUAUAUCUGACUGUGUUAAAGCAUUGGAUGCCAUGCAAAGCGUUGAUCCGCAAGUUUAUUUUACUGCGUUGGAUCUCUUCAACAACCGAAAUGCUAGGGAGACAUUCUUAUCGCUACGGGUUGAGAAGCGAUUGACUUGGUUGCAUAGCAAGCUUUCUGUCCUCUCUAGUUCAUAAGCUGAGAAGGAUCAAUUCGUACAUGGCUAGUCACUAGAUCUGCUACAUUGAAUCCACAGGAAGUAACUUGUACAUGCAGUAGCUUAGUUUAUGGUGAUGUAUUUUCUUGUGAUCAGCUUCAAGUAAAGUCAGGUUCCAUAUUUUGGUUUCAUGGAACAAUAUGGAUUUUGGCUGGACCAUUAAGUUUGGUGCCACUGUGAAGUGACAGCAUAUAGCCCUUGAAUAUUGACUUUAAUGGAACUAAGUUUGUCGAGCCUGAAUAUGUUUAAACGCAGCCAAAGCCGAC
Messenger RNA from Ilex paraguariensis (yerba mate), 1333 nucleotides. Lineage: Eukaryota; Viridiplantae; Streptophyta; Magnoliopsida; Aquifoliales; Aquifoliaceae. The record is from the annotation of a GenBank genome assembly.